Dimorphilus gyrociliatus is the source of this 1121-nucleotide messenger RNA. The record is from the annotation of a GenBank genome assembly. Lineage: Eukaryota; Metazoa; Annelida; Polychaeta; Dinophilidae.
CAAACAGGAAACGGAACCGCUGGAAAGCAAUCUCUUAGCUUGCCUCUACGUGCAAAAAUCGCCACUAAGUUACAGAUAAAGAUAAUACAUUACAAAUCAUGGAUGUGCGACGGAGAAUAGGCAUUCAAAAACAUCGUAUACUAGAUGCUAGACAAAAGUUAAACACAAAAACAACUUUGAAAGAUGCUAGAUUCCGUUUAGUAAACAAAAGAAAAUUUUCAAAUCAGCUUGCUGAUGCACGGGCAAAACUUGUUAAAAAAGGUUUAUCCGAUGCGAGGUAUUUAUUGAAAAAGAAAUCACCUGGUAACGGAGCAAACAUUAAAAUAAAAGUUGACAACAAAUCUGGGAAAGGAAAACCAGCCGAAAUGAAAAAUUUUCAAAUAAUUGCAAAAAACGACAAAAAUAAAAAGAUUCUCCCUGGUCCUAGCGGCUUUCCAAAGUUUCGGAUUGAAAAUGAAAAAUUUAAAACAAAUAUUACAAUAUCGCGAGGUGUUGCUAGGAAAAGACCGUUUACCAAAAAAAUUACUGAAGCGGAUGAGGAGGAGGAAGAAGAAUACGAAGAUGAUGAUAAUUUUGGGAAAAUCCGUAUGAAAGGAGUAAUAGCAGAAGAUGAAGAUGAAAUUGACAAUAUAAUCCCGAUGAAAAACAGACUAAUAGCUAAGAAACCUAAAACUAUUCAACGAAAGAUGGAAAGUACUUCUUAUGAAGAAUAUGUUAGUCCUAUUCAAGGCUUUCGAAUAGCUGUUAGUAAUCUACAUAGAAAAGUAACACAUGACGACAUUGUAGAAUUAUUUGGUAAUAUUGGCACUUUAAAGAGAGCAAGAUUAAUUAAGGAGGGAAUUGCUGAAGCGGUAUUUGUCAACAAAUCUGACGCCAUAGAGGCAGUAAAUAGAUAUCAUAUGAGAGAAUUGGAUGCUCAACCAAUGCAUGUAACCUUAACAACUGUUGGCAAGCCGUUUCCCAAGCAAAAGUUAUCCUUCACUUAUAAAAGAUCCUCAAAUGAAAUUCUCAACGUCGAUCCAAAGAUUGCUCAUCAAGUUCUAUUUGGAUGCACUUCAAGGAAUGAUCCAGCUAAUAGACCUGUCAGUUUUACGGUUAAAUUGGAUGUAGAUGAGGAUUGA